Messenger RNA from Lasiosphaeria miniovina, 1542 nucleotides. RefSeq lists its product as uncharacterized. The record is from RefSeq and is a predicted model, not a curated record. Bases 1 to 1167 code for a protein of 388 amino acids. The transcript is spliced from 3 exons. NCBI's taxonomy places the organism in Eukaryota, Fungi, Ascomycota, Sordariomycetes, Sordariales, Lasiosphaeriaceae.
AUGGCCGCCUUCCAGAUCAUUCGCAUCCUCCGGACUGACGCCGCCGACGACGAAGGUGUUUGCGUCCUGGGCCAGGUCACCCCCUCCGGGUCCAAGCCCCUGAACGUCAAGCUCGUUGUCACCGAGGGCGAGGAGCCAUAUGCGGUCAAACUAAAGCACGAUCGUAUUGGCGAUCUGCUAGAGGGCAGCAGCCCGUGCUCGCCGAGCGAGUGGGAAGCCAUCUUGAAGUCCGUCCUGCUCGAUAACAGCCCGCUCGACGGCAUCGAGGCCGGCGCUGAGGCUCAUGUGGGGAAGUCGGUCACCAUCACUAUCAGGAGGCGGAUAGCCGGCAUCAAUCAACGUCUAGGCACCAUAACCUUGAAGCACACCCCCGAUGAAGGCAUCCAGCUCUUCGACUGGUGCGGCGCCGCGGCGCUGGAGCAGCAAAAAUCCAGGGACGCGGUGGCGGCCGAGACGGCCAAGGUCGCCGACCUGGAAGCGCGCGUGGCCGAGCUGAGAAGCCAGCUGGCCGAGCUGCUCGAGGCCAAGAAAGCCCGGGAGACGGAGAUCCUGGAAAAGGUCUGCGGGCUGCUAAACGAGAAGAAGGUCAAGAUCCGCGAGCAGCAGCUCCUGCUCAGCACCGCCAGGGUCGACCCAUCCAAGCUGGCCGAGGUGCGCGCCGCUUUCGCCGCCAGGCCGAGAGCCGCCGGGGCGGCGGGGCAGGCCCCCAGAGCGUCCCGCGCCUCCAAGCGCAAGGCGCUCGAAGACGCGUCUGGCGACGACGGCCCCUCGGACGACGGGUUUGAGAGGAUGGACGUGGACGAGGGCGUGGAUCAAGACCUGAAGACGGAGGAUGCAGAAGCGCCCGAGAAAUGGAACGACUCGGACGAGCGCCAGACCACAGACGACGACGCCACAGGGAGCGAGCCAGACGACGAGGACCUACCUCCUCCGCCGGCCACCCGGCGUAAGGCACCAGACACGGCAGCGAAGAGCGCCAAGGGCCGCCCGGCCGCAGCAGCCGCUUCUCAGGCGACGAAAGCUAGCGAGACGCUGACGAUGCAGCCGAGACGCGCUGCUGCCACCACUACAAGGUCGGCGAGGGCGACUGCUAGUCCCUCUCCGGCUCCAGCGGCGGCAGCAAUAGCAGCGGAAGGAAGCGAGAUCGAAUCGGACGACGAGUUAUGAAAAAUAUGAGAAAAGGAGGAAAGACCAUGAAAAGGGGCUUACCAUGUAAUAUAUGCUACCGCUUUUCCUUACUACUUCUGUCUCGGCGGGGAUGGGGUAUCCAAUGACGGCCUAGAUACACGAUUGACGACACGGCAUUCAAUCACGAUACUGUUUGGGGGCGGCAAAUUUUAUUUUUAUUUUUAUUUUUUUGAGGAGAGGAGGCGUUAAAAACCGGCGGGAUAGAGACUUGAAUAGCGCUUAGAUUCAGCUACCGUCUCCAACCACGCACAUUAUAAGAGACUUCUCACGUGAGGACAGACAAGUACAUGAGUACAGAGAUAGGCUCAAUGCCUACCCCAUGGAUACGUUUCUUAAUUAUGGUGUAGGUUCGGU